Molecule: messenger RNA, 1182 nt
Organism: Pistacia vera
Lineage: Eukaryota; Viridiplantae; Streptophyta; Magnoliopsida; Sapindales; Anacardiaceae
Product: isoflavone reductase-like protein
Exons: 5
Coding region: 111-1037 (308 amino acids)
Molecular function (GO): oxidoreductase activity
Source: RefSeq, a predicted model, not a curated record
AAACUUAAACAAUAUAUAUAAUUGUAUGCUCAUUCACUAUCCCCAUAUCAUAAACUUCCAUUGCCUUUCCUACACUAUUUCAUAUACUUUAAAACUUAAAAAACUAAUUAAUGGCUGAGAAAAGCAAGAUUUUGUUUAUUGGAGGCACUGGUUACAUUGGGAAGUUUAUUGUAGAAGCUGGCAUAAAGGCUGGUCAUCCUAGCUUUGUUUUAGUUAGAGAGAGUACUGUUGCUGAUCCUAUCAAGGGACAACUUGUUGAGAAAUUCAAGAACUCAGGCGCCACUUUGGUUUAUGGAGAUCUUUACAACCAUGAGAGCUUAGUGAAAGCGAUAAAGCAGGUUGAUGUGGUGAUAUCAACAGUAGGCGCCUUGCAGUUAGCUGAUCAAACCAAGAUCAUUGCUGCCAUCAAGGAAGCUGGUAAUGUUAAGAGAUUCUUCCCGUCAGAGUUUGGAAAUGACGUGGAUCGUCAGAAUGCAGUGGAGCCGGCAAAAUCAACAUUCGCAGUCAAGGCGCAAAUCCGCCGUGCUAUUGAGGCUGAAGGGAUCCCCUACACUUACGUGCCCUGCAACUGCUUCGCUGGCUAUUUUCUCCCUACACUUUGCCAGCCAGGAGUCAGUGCUCCUCCCAGAGACAAAAUCACUAUAAUUGGAGAUGGGAACGUCAAGGCGGUUUUCAACAAUGAAGCAGACAUUGCAGCUUAUACCAUCAAAGCUGUGGAUGACCGAAGAACAUUGAACAAAAUCCUCUUUAUCAGGCCUCCUCAAAACACUUACACAUUCAAUGAGCUUGUUGCUCUAUGGGAAAAGAAGAUUGGAAAAACUCUUGAAAAAGUAUAUGUUCCAGAGGAGCAAGUUCUCAAAGACAUCCAAGAGGCUCCGUUCCCACUCAACAUUGUGAUGUCUAUCAACCACUCGAUUUUGGUGAAGGGUGAUCAGACAAACUUUACGAUCGACCCAUCUUUUGGAGUAGAGGCUUCCGAGCUUUAUCCUGAUGUCAAGUACACCACAGUGGAAGAAUAUCUCCAGCAAUUCGUUUGAGCGAUUAAAAUUAUUCAACCUUUAAUUAGCUGUUACUGAAAUAAUUAUAAAGCUGUUAUCAUUUGCGAUUUCAGCAUGAAGCGUGUAUUGUGUCAUCGUACUCGUGUUUUCUUCGAAUCUAAGACUGAAUCAUAUUGUCGCUAUA